Messenger RNA from Osmerus eperlanus (European smelt), 1772 nucleotides. RefSeq names its product shootin 2 (gene shtn2). Bases 320 to 1357 code for a protein of 345 amino acids. The record is from RefSeq and is a predicted model, not a curated record. The transcript has 11 exons. NCBI's taxonomy places the organism in Eukaryota, Metazoa, Chordata, Actinopteri, Osmeriformes, Osmeridae. Gene Ontology annotation, biological process: positive regulation of neuron migration; neuron projection morphogenesis. Gene Ontology annotation, cellular component: cell leading edge; cytoplasm; axonal growth cone.
GACUAUUCAAAGAUAUUUAAUAUGAAACUCAAUGAGCUGAAUUUCACAUUUUAAUCACGUGUUACAGCCUACACUGCAGGAGGGUGGACAGUUUAUAGAUGUUUUCAGUUCCCUUUCUUGUAGCUACACUAGAUCCGUUGUCUCUGCGCUUGAGUUUGUUGCGAGCGCAUCAGUCAAAAACACUAAGGGAGAGAGACAAAGAUAGCGAGAGAAAGAAUAACAAAACUUUAGUAGGGUAAUUUGUUGUGAAAGUUGUUGUGAAAGUUGUUGUUCAUCUUCGAGAGUGUCGGUUAGUCCAGAGGGCAGCCACUCGGAAGUUAUGAUGUGGACUGGGAGCGAGGACGACAUCGCGGCAGCCUAUGAUGAGGAGAGUAGCGGUACUUCUGAAGAUGAAGGAGAUAUCCAGGUGGAGAUUCUGGAGAAGCAGAGGGAUGAGGCCAAUGAGAAGCUUUCUGAGUUGGAGCAAGUGUCCAUUCAGCUGUUGAGGGAGGUGGAUGCUCUGGAGACGCAGUUCCAGGUCGAGCGCACCUGCAGGGAGAGUGCCGAGGCUCUGGCCGUCAAGGUAACUAUAGAGAACAAGAUUCUGAAGAGGAGGAGUCAGAUGUUGAUGCCGCUGAUCCCUGAGCUGCCAGAGGACAUGGCCAACCUGACCUUGGACCUGGGGGCUGACUUUGAGGGUGGUGACCCCGGUUCUGAAGAGGAGGACUGCAGUGAGGAAGACUUGCUGCCUGGCCAGGCACAGAUCAAUGGUACAUUCUGCUUCUACCACAGAGAUGUUACAGACAUCAGCGCCCAAACACGGUCACAUGACCGUGUGGCUUACAUGGUGUACAUGAGGAAGGAUGGGACCAACAACACUGAUACAAACAAACCCCUUGUGCCCUUGGUGGACAUGAAGUCCAAAGCAGUAGAUGAGAUGAUGGACAGAAUAAAGAAAGGGAUUGUCCUGAGGCCCAUCGUCAGACCACAGCUUGGGCCAGAAGAAGAAAUGUCCUGGAGGGACCAGAGAAGUGAAAAGAGGAAAUCAGCCGUGCUGGAGUUGAAGGGGAUGCUGGGCAACGUGAAGUGCCAGGCCCGCCGUAGGGCGUCGUCCAGGAAGAGAUUCAGCAGGAACGUUGGGGAGGCGGAGCUACAGCUGGUUCUUCAGAGGAGGAGGCGGGCCAUGGGGGAGGCCCAGGAUAAAGACACCAUGGGACCCUCUGCCAAAACACAGGAUCCCCAGCCAGGCAGCCCAGCUGCUGAGGCCCAUCCCUGGGCACGGAAGAACGACACAGUCCUUAUGAGGCUCCAGCAGAACCGAGAGAAGAGGGACUCUCGAAUCAGAGCAUCAGUGCUCAUGAUCAACCAGGACAACUGACAGCUCAGAUGUUUUUAAUGUCUCGAAAACAUAAAAAUACAAUUUAUUUACAAAUUAAUUUUAUAUACCAGCUGUCUGUAAUUGUAUGUCGAGAUGUACAAUACGUGGGACUAAAGGCUUGAAGAAAAAUUAUUUACUUAUCUGGUGAUUUUGCUACUAUAUUGGUUAAAUGGAGACUUUGCUUAAGGCAUGUUUCAGUUAAUUGCAACUUACAUCAAAGAAAGAUAAGUAAGUAAUGAUGUAAUGAUGAUUAAGUCAAAAACACAAUUAUUUUCUAAGCAUUAGUAAAAAUGUUUCCUUUAUUUAACUCGAGAGAUUUGAGUUGUGAGUGAAGCGGUGUUGUGGUCUUACUCGAUCUGUUAAUUUGUUAAAAACUCAACUUCCUGAAUGCUUCAAGGACACAAAUAAAGAUUUA